Messenger RNA from Phragmites australis (common reed), 1075 nucleotides. Its product is annotated as RNA-binding protein CP29B, chloroplastic-like. The transcript has 4 exons. Bases 107 to 886 code for a protein of 259 amino acids. The record is from RefSeq and is a predicted model, not a curated record. Gene Ontology annotation, molecular function: mRNA binding. NCBI's taxonomy places the organism in Eukaryota, Viridiplantae, Streptophyta, Magnoliopsida, Poales, Poaceae. Gene Ontology annotation, cellular component: cytosol.
UCUUCGGUCUUCACCCCUGAAACUCCUCGCGGCCUCGUUUGCUUGGCCGCCUUAUCCCCAAAACCCUAUCAACCCGAAGCCCCCAGUCCAACCCCCUCCUCUCCCCAUGGCGGCCACGCUCUUCUCCACCUCCCUCUCGCCCCAGUUCCUCUCCCUCUCGGCCAAGCCGACCCCCUCCGCCGCUGCCUCCUUCCCCUCGGUGCUGCCGCAGCUCCGCGCGCUCUCCGCAUCGGCGGGCUGGAGGCAGCUCGCGCCCGUCUGCGCGGCUGCUGCUGUGACAUCGGAGCUCGAUACAGUUGGCGCGGAGGGGCAGGUCGGCGUCGAGGAAGAGUUCUCGGAGGAGCUACGGGUGUUCGUCGGCAACCUGCCAUUCAGCGUCGACAGCGCCCAGCUCGCCGGGCUCUUCGAGCAGGCCGGCUCCGUCGAGAUGGUCGAGGUCAUCUAUGACAAAUUGACUGGAAGAAGCCGUGGAUUUGGGUUCGUGACAAUGUCUUCAGUGGAAGAAGUGGAGGCAGCUGUUGAGCAAUUCAAUGGCUAUGUACUUGAUGGGAGGAGUUUGAGGGUGAAUGCAGGCCCAGCACCACCCAGGGAGCAGUCCUCACCAAGAGCACCCAGGGGCGAAGCCAACAGGGUUUAUGUGGGUAACCUGUCCUGGGGUGUUGACAAUUCAGCCCUCGCUAACCUGUUCAAGGAGCAAGGGGAGGUCCUGGAAGCCAGGGUCAUCUAUGACAGGGAGAGUGGCAGGUCAAGGGGGUUUGGUUUUGUCACAUAUGGCUCCAACGAAGAGGUUGAGAAUGCAAUAUCGAAUCUUGAUGGCACUGACUUGGAUGGCAGACAGAUCCGUGUCACGGUAGCAGAAUCAAGACCACCUAGGGGACAAUACUGAGAUCCCAUUUUAUAUGGUUUAUUUAAGCUUAUCGUUAGCCCAAAUAUGAAUUAUAGCACCGUUAUUCUUAUUCUUCAGGUAUUGUAGCUGUAAUAUCUCCAAUCAUACACCUUUCUAAAAGACAAUACCCCCAAACAUAUUGUUGAAAAGACUGAUUUUGGCAAUGAGACAUUUAUGAUUUGGUGUUGA